Messenger RNA from Drosophila innubila, 1884 nucleotides. RefSeq names its product cytosol aminopeptidase. Gene Ontology annotation, biological process: proteolysis. Gene Ontology annotation, molecular function: manganese ion binding; metalloaminopeptidase activity. The transcript has a single exon. Gene Ontology annotation, cellular component: cytoplasm. The record is from RefSeq and is a predicted model, not a curated record. Lineage: Eukaryota; Metazoa; Arthropoda; Insecta; Diptera; Drosophilidae. Bases 219 to 1796 code for a protein of 525 amino acids.
CUAUGUGGUCUAGGAUUCCACAAGUAUUUUAGUUGCUAACCUGCACACAUCAGAGAGUUUGUAUAAAAGUAAAAAAACCCUAAAUUUAUUUCUGUGAAAAUUAAGAAAUUUUUAUAUAGAUUUUGAUAAAAAAAAAAAAAAAUAAAAAUAGCCCGGUUAUCGUUUGUCCAUAGCGUCAAAAUUCCAAAUUUACUGUUUAUAUAUAAAUUAAACUCAAGAUGAAGCACAUGCGUCGUAAUACCAUUAAUAAUGUCCUCGGACUCGGUCGUAUGGUUAGAUUGAUGAAUGUGCGGUUUGCCUGCGGCGCUGAAAGCUCUGGAGGCGGUGGCAAGGGUCUGGUCCUGGGCAUUUACAUGAAGGAGGGCGACAAGGAGCCCAAGUUCACUGCGUCCGCCGAGAAGAUCAACGAUCGCAUCGGCGGCAAACUGAGACAGUUGGUUUGUGAGACACAGAUCGAUGGGCGUUUGGGACGCGGACGUGUCUUCAAUAAUGUUGAUCCGGACUUUAGCUCUGUGGCUGUUGUGGGCGUGGGAAUUGAGGGAAUUGGAUUCAAUGAACUUGAAAUGCUGGACGAGGGCAUGGAGAAUGUGCGUGUCGCAGCCGGUGUUGGUGCGCGAUCAUUGCAGCUGCAGGGUUGCCACACCGUUUCCGUUGAUGCCAUGGACUAUGCCGAGCAAGCGGCCGAGGGUGCAUCUCUAGGCGUCUGGAGAUUUACAGAUAAUGUGGCCAAGAAGAAUCGUCUCGUCGUUCCCAGAUUGGAAUUGUAUGAUUCAGCUGAUAUGGAUGGCUGGACACGUGGUAUUUUCAAAGCGGAAUCACAGAAUCUGGCCAGGCGUCUCUCGGAUGCUCCAGCCAACUGCAUGACACCCACAAUGUUCGCUCAGGCCACUGUGGAUGCCCUUUGCCCCUGCGGCAUCACCGUCGAGGUGCGCACCAUGGAUUGGAUCGAAAUGCAGCGCAUGCAUGCGUUCCUCAUGAUCGCCAAGGGAAGCUGCGAGCCGCCCGUUCUCCUCGAGAUUAGCUACUGCGGCACUGCGCCCGAGGACAAGCCGAUACUGUUUGUCGGCAAGGGCAUCACCUUCAACUCGGGUGGCAUCAAUCUGCGUCCCUGCGAGGGCAUGGACGAGUACCGUGGCAGCAUGUCUGCUGCUGCAGCCGUCAUCGGGAUGAUGCGUUGCGUUGCGGCCCUUUCGCUACCCAUUAAUGUGACUUGUGUGAUACCGUUGUGCGAGAAUAUGCCAUCGGGCAUGUCGGCGAAGCCGGGCGAUGUCGUCACAUUGCUGAAUGCCAGAUCCAUGGCAAUCCGUGAUGUUGACAAGGCCGGCGUGGUGGUAAUGGCUGAUCCACUGCUCUACGGGCAGACGACAUACAAGCCACGCCUGGUGGUGGAUGUGGCUACCUUGGGCAUCGGAGUGAAGAACGCUUAUGGCGGCGGCGCCUCUGGCAUCUUCUCCAAUUCUCACUACAUCUGGAAGCAAUUCCAGCGUGCUGGAUCCCUCACUGGUGAUCGUGUAUGGCGCAUGCCACUGUGGCAGUACUAUAAGAAGCAGGUCACCGACGAGACCGGCUACGAUCUGAGCAACGAUGGACGUGGUGAGGCCAGCUCCUGCCUAGCUGCCGCCAUUCUCCACGAGCUGGUGCCCUGCGCGGAUUGGGCUCACAUUGAUACUCGUGGCACUGGCCUACUGACAACCUACGGAAUUGUGCCGUAUCUGACCACAGGUUACAUGACUGGACGUCCCACUCGCACCUUGGUGCAAUUCGUUUACCAGAUGGCAUGCCCCGAAGUCAAGUAAGAAUUUGAGUGUUGUAUUGUUUUUUUUUUCGCUGUUACAGAAAUGAUGUACAUAAAAAAAUAUACGCAUAGACGUUCUUGACAUUUAA